This is a messenger RNA of Symbiodinium necroappetens, 820 nucleotides long. NCBI's taxonomy places the organism in Eukaryota, Dinophyceae, Suessiales, Symbiodiniaceae. The record is from the annotation of a GenBank genome assembly.
GUUGGUCGGGUCGGUCGUGUUACUGCCAGGGGUACACGACACCUUUCCGCGCUGCUUCGCAAACUCACCACCGAUUAGAAGAUUGAGGGACUGUCCAACCAGAAGGAAAUGUGCCUCGUCAUCCAUUCCACUGCUGCUGGCAUCGAGCUUAGAUCCGGCAGACUCGGAGGGGCUUCUGAAGAUCCUGGGCGUUGGUGAAGGCCCCAGGUUGGCCUACAUCGGGACCGCAAGGACGGCACCACGCAAGGACUCAGAGAGGCCUUUGAAGGACCAGCGCAAGAAACGGCGUUACGAAGCGCGACAUCGGAGCAAGAUGCUGGGAGAAGCUUUGGGUGCAUCAAGUGUGGACAACAUCUUCCUUGAGGACAUGGCCAAGCAUUCAGAUGGCAGUGCAAGACCGUUGAGCAAUGCUUUGAAGAGUGCACUUGGAAACGACGGCCGUGGCAUUCUUUUCGUUGAUGGUGGCAACACUUUCUGGCUUUGGUUUCAUGCGAAGCAAGCAGGCCUCUCCACCGCACUGCGAGAGCUGCGUGAUUCGACCUCCUUUGCGUAUGUGGGCGUCUCUGCUGGGGCCAUACUGUCGGGCAGAACAUGCAACACAGCAUACUGGAAAGGUUGGGAUGACCCCACUGUAGUUCCCAGUGAGUCGCUAAGUGAAAGCUUGGAUGGCCUGGUGCUGAUAGAUCAAGCCGUUUUCCCACAUUACGGGCCACAAUGGGAGGAAACAGUAAGCCGCUGUGUUGGGGCUUUACCGCCAGACUGCACACUCCUGUGCAUCGACGAGGAUAACGGAAAGCUUCUCGAGGGAAACAUCAACUGA